This is a messenger RNA of Vigna radiata var. radiata (mung bean), 1211 nucleotides long. RefSeq lists its product as uncharacterized. The transcript has a single exon. The coding region runs from base 219 to 1211 and encodes 330 amino acids. Gene Ontology annotation, biological process: negative regulation of catalytic activity. Gene Ontology annotation, molecular function: enzyme inhibitor activity. Lineage: Eukaryota; Viridiplantae; Streptophyta; Magnoliopsida; Fabales; Fabaceae. The record is from RefSeq and is a predicted model, not a curated record.
AUAUUCUAUUACUUAAAAAAGUUAUAAAGUAGAAAAAAAAAUGGGUGUAAAAUUAUCUUCUAUUUUUCUCACCAUCAAUUCAUAACCCAGCCGUCCUUCCCACUCAUAUAUAUAUAUAUAUGUUCCCACACCUCAAUUCCCUAGCACACAACACCUUAUUUUCUCAGACACCUUAAAAAAAAAAAAACACAAAAAGUAAUAAACAAAACCAAAAGACAAUGAAACUCAACGUCAACUUCAUCACCCUCUUCUCCAUAACCCUUGCGCUAUGCUUUGCAAUAGGCAACGCGCACUACAGACCCAGCGUCGAAGAGCCUCAGUCCGAACCGCCACCGACUGACCCCGAUUCGGCGGAUCCGGCAUCGGAAGAACCGUUAGUGGACCCGACAUCGGCUAACCCGACAUUCAUUGACCAGUCAUUGGCUGACCCACAAACAGAUGACCCAGCAUCGGCGGACUCGUCAUCUGAGGAACCGGUGACGGAACCCUCCGUGGACCCGGUAAGAGAUAGCCCUGCAAUGAAGGACCCGGAGGAACUGUAUGGGGACCUGUAUUCUGCUACCACGGAAUCGGCGGACCCGCCACAGGAGGACACGUCAGCGGACGCGCCAGCGGCGGAGUCGCCAUCCUCGAACACCGUCGAGGAAGGCUUCUUUGAAGGGAGUGGCGGCUUGCAACUCCGCAAAGAGUUUUCCUCGUUCUUCGCCGAAAUCCGGAUGGGGUCGUUGCGCGGGAGCAAGACGAUUACGUUGCUGAACCACUUCCACCACCACGACCGUGACUUUGUGAAGGAAAUCUGCUCCCGCACGAACUACCCCGACGACUGCCUCUCCACCGUGGUGCCCUUCCUCAGACACAAAUUCGACCUCAUGAGCAUCCUGGAAGCCGCCAUCAAGGCCUGCUCCGCUCACACCAAAUUCACCCUCAAAAUUGUCAAGAAACACAUGAAAUCCUCAUCGGAGAUGGCCAUCGCCCUCACUAAAUGCAAGGAGCAGUAUACGAACGCCUUCCACAGCCUGCAUCAGGCCUUGAAAGCCCUCCAGUCUCACGACCUCGCCACCGUGACCGUCUCGCUGAGCUCCGUGAUGGCGGAUGUCUCCACCUGCGAGAGCGGCUUCGAGGACCUCAAGUUGGCUACGGGUCAUGCUGAAGGCAUGGUCAGCAUAACGGUUAGCAACUGUAUCUCCAUUGCUUCCAUGAUUCACUCUUAG